Camellia sinensis is the source of this 2690-nucleotide messenger RNA. Its product is annotated as receptor-like protein kinase FERONIA. Lineage: Eukaryota; Viridiplantae; Streptophyta; Magnoliopsida; Ericales; Theaceae. Gene Ontology annotation, cellular component: plasmodesma; plasma membrane. Gene Ontology annotation, biological process: protein autophosphorylation. The record is from RefSeq and is a predicted model, not a curated record. Gene Ontology annotation, molecular function: transmembrane receptor protein tyrosine kinase activity; ATP binding.
AUAACACAUUCUCUACACCCAAAUUAGCCAUAUAGAUAACAUGAAGUGGAAUGAUGGUUUAAACAGAGAUCUGUUUAUCUCAAUUGUCAUUUUUCUUGUUCUGAUGCACAUUGGCCAUUCAACAGUAUCCGUCUUGGCCCAACAAUCACCUUACAUUCAAGCUUAUACCUUCGUCGCCGAAUGUCACACUCCAAUAGCUGCAACUUCUUUACCUAAUGGCAAUCAAUGGAUUCCCCACAACAUCAGAGCCUCUGUCCGAAAUUCAGGUGAUCCUACAUCCCCUAGACUAUUAUAUGCCUGCAUCUUCCAAAAGCAGUCCAGUGUCCCAUUUUCAGUCCCUAGUGUCGGCAUGUAUUUCGUACGACUUUACUUCUAUCCAGCAAGCUAUGAAGAUCUGAGCAUGUCCAAAGCUUUGUUCUCUGUUAGCGUAGCCCAUUACACUCUUCUACGUACUUCGAGGUCCUCUUAUUCUAGCGAUCCAUCUAAUACUGAAUAUAUCAUCAAAGUAUUUUGUAUCAACGUGGAUGAUUUGGUGAUUAACAUAACUUUCACUCCAUCAAGAAACUCCCCUGGUGCCUAUGGAUUUGUGAACAAGAUUGAGAUAGUUUCAAUGCCCCAAGACCUCUAUUAUGUCCACGGAGGUGGUGUUUCAUUGCCCCUCAUUGGGCAUCAUUCCAAGUUCCUCACUAGGAAUUCUACAUCCCUUGAAAUGAUGUACAGGCUGAAUAUUGGCGGUCAUUCAAUCAACGCUGAAGAUGAUACAGGAAUGUCACGAGUUUGGUCAGAGGAUAGUCCGUACCUAAUUAAUCAAGCCACUGAUCAUUCUCAUAUCAUUGACCCAGAAGUUAAUGUCAGGUAUAGUUUGUCAGUACCAGCAUACACAGCGCCACUGACACUCUAUUCCACAGCUAGAACCACGAAGCCCAAUGAGUAUUACAAUCUGACAUGGCACUUUCCUCUUGAUGGCAGUUUUUGUUACCUUGUUAGGCUCCAUUUUUGCGAGGUUGUAAGGGAUAUUUGGCAUGCCAAUCAAAGGGUUUUUCAAGUUUAUUUAGAUGGGCAAACUGCUGAGAAUCAUGCUGACGUGAUAUAUUGGAGUGGUGGAGUUGGCAUUCCAGUGUACAGAGAUUACAUUGUUAAUUUUACAGGAUAUAGCCAAAAGAAGUUGUUCUUGUCCUUGGCAUUACAGAGCACAAAAAGGUUGAAUGGUCCAAUCUUAAAUGGCUUGGAAAUCUUCAAGCUAUCAGACCAUGCCUACAAUCUAGCAGGGCCUUUUCCAUUUGGAAAUAAAGCAUUGUCAAAGAGAUUAUCGAAUAAUGAUUUAAAUAUAGUAUUAAUUCUAGCUGUGUUGUUAUAUGGUAUUUUUCACUUACCGUGUCUAUGGUAUGCUAUGUCGCAGUUGCCAAUCAGAUGGUGCUCAUUACUAGUGGUUUCUCUUUUACGAGUUCACUCGAAUCGACAAAGGAAAGCCUUUAAGCAAUUGGCAUCAUCAGAUCACUGUCGUUAUUUCACACUUGUUGAGAUUAAAGCAGCUACAAAUAACUUCUCUAAUGCUAAUUUAAUUGGUGUUGGUGGAUUUGGCAAGGUCUAUAAGGGACACAUCAACGAUGGUGCCACCUUUGUCGCGAUAAAACGUGGGAGUCCAACCUCGCAUCAAGGUCUACACGAGUUCCAGACUGAGAUCACAAUUUUAUCAAAACUCAAGCACGGUCACCUUGUCUCUCUGAUUGGGUAUUGCAUUGAUGGAGAAGAGAUGAUACUUGUAUAUGACUUCAUGGCCCGGGGUACCUUACGUGAUCACCUAUAUAAUACCGAGAAGCCCCCACUUCCGUGGAGACAAAGACUCCAGAUUUGCAUUGGUGCUGCACGGGGCUUACAGUACCUUCAUGCUGAUUCAAAGCAAACCAUUAUUCACCGCGAUGUGAAGACAACAAACAUUCUCUUAGAUGAGAAAUGGGUAGCCAAGGUUUCAGAUUUUGGGUUGUCCAAAUUUGGGCCUAACUUCAUGUCUCGCACUCAUGUUAGCACUGCAGUGAAGGGUAGUUUCGGGUACAUGGAUCCAGAAUACUACCGUCGUCAAAAGUUGACAGAAAAGUCUGAUGUGUACUCUUUUGGUGUAGUAUUGAUGGAAGUAUUGUGUGCUAGACCAGCAAUCUUACCAAUGGUGGCGGAAGAGGAGGAAGAGAAGUUGGAACAAAUCAGCUUGGCUGAGUGGGCUUUGCAUUGUCAUCAACUAGGGACCCUUCAUCAGAUCAUGGACCCAUUUUUGAGGGGAAAGAUUGACCCAGAAUGUUUCAAAACAUUCACAGAAGUAGCAAAGAAGUGUUUAUCAGACAAGGGAAGUGAACGACCCACGAUGGGUGAUGUGCUAUGGCGCUUGGAAUUAGCACGACAACAACACGAAGCUAAUGCAGUGGAGGAAAAAAUGUGUUUUGAGACGAGUGAUAGAACUACAAGUGAGACUUUUGUGACCAUUGACGUUGGCAUUGGAAAUUCAGAUCCAACACCCGGAGUUGAAUUUUCUGAGCUCCUGGCCCCAGUUGGUCGUUAAAAGAAUUGAUCAAACAUAUCAAAUAGUAGGGUCUAUCACGGGCGAGACGACUACACUUAUAUUGCUCUGGUUUUUCGUAUUUUUUAGUAGGUGGUUCUGCGAUUCAUUUUGUGUUUGUAAAAUUUUGUUUUUUUCAUAU